Colletotrichum paranaense is the source of this 588-nucleotide messenger RNA. RefSeq lists its product as uncharacterized. Lineage: Eukaryota; Fungi; Ascomycota; Sordariomycetes; Glomerellales; Glomerellaceae. The record is from RefSeq and is a predicted model, not a curated record. The transcript is spliced from 2 exons. Bases 1 to 588 code for a protein of 195 amino acids.
AUGUUUAAUCUACCUUUCGGCGAUCCAGGUGUUGCUAUCGUCAACGAGAUUUUACAGUAUGUCAGGAAAGGAGACAUUGUCGUCGAUGCCUCCAAUGAGAACUACAAGACAUGCCACGCGAGGCAGCAGCUUUUUAGCCCGUUUGAUGUUGCCUACAUUGCUACGAGCCACAACAAAGGCGCAAGCGUCGUCUCCCUCUGUCCGUCCUCCUUUGGCACGACUCAAAUUGCCUUGAUCCCGAAAAUAAAGGGGAUGAGGGCUGUUGCGCCGAACCCCGUCGCGAAUAGCGUCAUCAAGGCGAGAACCAGCGGGAGCAGGCAGCCAAUUUGGGACAUGUUCCCGUCAGCCGCCACUUCAUUCCACGAGCUGUUCAACCUCAUUCCCGGCAACGAAAACACGUUUAUAUCAGCUCCUCAACAAGAGGAGUAUCAAGUGUCCAGGAUGCUUAAGCUGAACUACGCAAAUUCGGUGAAGAACCCCGAGAUGUACACGGUCGUGGCCACGGCUUACGACUAUACUUCAAAUAGCGUUGCGGACUCUACGGGCAAUCGUAUAGAGUUCUCAUCUGGUUACAUCACCCAAGGUUAG